AUGUCUUUAUUAAUUCUUUCUUUUGAUUUAUCAUCGGAUAAAAUCGGUAUACAACUUUAUAAUAUUUUAAAUUCUUCAUUAUCAUCCAAUUAUCCACAUAUAGCUUCAUUUUGUUCAUCUGAUCAAUUGCUUUCUUCGCCGACGAAUGAUUAUGAGAAAAUUUUCUCGAAUUCUUUAAAAACAGAUUUACUUUCUCACAAUGAUCUUGUUGGUUUUAUAAUUCUGAUUGAUAUAGCAACAACAAGUAAAUUACAUCUUAAGGAUCUUUCAUCGAUAAAAUCACUUCUUGUACAUCUAAACCGAAAACAUCCGUUUCAGCAAAUUCUCACAUUUAUUAUCCAUGCUCAUUCAACAAAUCAAUUGUAUACAUCAGCAUUAACCUGUUUUAAUUUAAAUCUUAUGUUCUAUUACAUUUAUCCAUAUGUUAGUGGAAUUAUUUUUAAUAGUAUUGAUCAAAUAAAUGUUUAUGAAACAUUUCAUUCAAUAGUUGCUUCACAAAUUGCAUUAAUCUUUCUUCCUGUUUCAUCAUUACGUGAAGAUAAGAGACGAAUAAAUCAAAGUGUUUGUAUUGAAUUUUUACAAUUUGUUCAACAUUUACUCAGUAAUCCUAACAAAAAGAUAUUAAUUAUGUCGAAUAACAUUAAUAAUAAAAAAUUUCUAAAUAAAUCUUCUUAUGCAACAUUACUUAUUCAACGAGGAAAACCUUCAUUGUCAACAAAUGAUAUUGAAUUAAAAAAUUUUGAUAUAUGGAAUUCGUUAGAAACAACUCGUGAUCGAUUACAAAUAACUUUAAUUAUAAAUAAUGAUGAAUUUAACAAUGAUUUACUUGAUAAAUUAAUAGUACAACCAUAUAAACUCAAAAUGAAUAUGAAUAAAGCUUAUUUGUAUUGGUUAAGAAAAAAAUUUGAUAUUGAAAAUCUUGAAGAACAAUUAAAUCAAGGAAUUCAAUUAUGUGAAAAUAUUAUUACAGGAAAAUAA
Rotaria socialis is the source of this 978-nucleotide messenger RNA. The record is from the annotation of a GenBank genome assembly. NCBI's taxonomy places the organism in Eukaryota, Metazoa, Rotifera, Eurotatoria, Philodinida, Philodinidae.